Messenger RNA from Psilocybe cubensis, 1056 nucleotides. RefSeq lists its product as uncharacterized. The transcript has 4 exons. The coding region runs from base 1 to 1056 and encodes 351 amino acids. NCBI's taxonomy places the organism in Eukaryota, Fungi, Basidiomycota, Agaricomycetes, Agaricales, Agrocybaceae. The record is from RefSeq and is a predicted model, not a curated record.
AUGACCGAAACUAUUAUUGACGACCAGGAUCUAUCUCAUGUUCACUAUAAUGGAACAUGGAUUAAAGGUGGCUCCACGAUAGAGCACGAUGAGACGGUCGCUAGUUCUACGGUUGUGGGGGAUUCUUUUUCUGUGGAUUUCUUUGGAACGUCAAUUACUGUUUAUGGCACAAUCGACAUAACGUCGAGCGGUGUUCUUUCGAAUUACUCGGUUGACGGGGCACCUCCCGAGCAAAUGUCAUCUCAAGCUGGUCAGGGUGAUACACCUAAUCAGCAAUUCUGGAAGUCACCUACCUUGAAUGUAGGACAGCAUCAUUUGCAGGUUACCAUGGUGAAGGUGAACACCAAUGCAGGUCCUGGGGAAGGGACUAUUUGGUUUGACUACUUUCGAGUAACUGAUCCGACAAUUCGUUCGCCUUCUGCAUCUUCCCACAAACAUCGUAUUGGGGCAAUUGUAGGGGGAGUUGUUGGAGGUGUCGUGCUUACUCUUGUGGUACUUCAUUUCAUCAUUUUUCGUGGAAGGAAAAAACGAGCCUCGCAAAAACCUCUUCCUUUUCCCCGGAGUAUUGAACCUAUUGAUGCAGAGUCACCAUCCUGUAAACAAAGGUUUACCCCAUUUCCAUUUACGCCUACGCGGACCGUGGAAAAUUCAUCCCCUACUUCACCAUCGGAAAGUGUCGCGAGCACAUCCCCAAAUACAUUACAUUCACGAAAAUUGAUGGCUCUCCAUCAGACUCAGGUUCCAACCCAUUCUACUUCGGGGCCACUGACUGCUGUAGCAAACUCCACCAACAGCUCGUUACCACUGUCGCAUGAAGAGAACAGACGGUUGUCUACUAUUCAAGAAACUAUUCAAAGUGCUGUGGCCAGGCACAAUCCAGGGGUCAUUAAUAUCAUCAUUCCCCAAGCUACCACCCCUCCCAGCACAGUAUCAUCGGCCGAGCUGUUGUCCCAGCCUGUUCAGCACAUCGACAGCGGGGUGCGUGCGAUUAAUAUACAGCCAGAGGACGCCUUGGCAGGUGGUGUAGAGCUUCCACCAAUCUACAGCCCUGUGUGA